GUGAUGCAUCUGUCAAACAGAAAUUCUUGACAUUUCUUGUCGUAAAUGCUGUUUGUAGGAAGAAAGAAAUAGUCAUUGAAAGCACCAAUUGAUUUGGUUUUCGAUCGAAACUUAGUUCAUCGUAACGAUUAAAAAUAUUGGAAAUCAUUCACGAGCUCAUAUCCAUGGCGAAAAAGCGAAGAAGGGACUCAUUCAACACAACACGCACAAAAAAUGCUCAAAAAACAAAUUCAAAGCGAGCAAAAAAGAAAAUUAUGGUUGAUUCUAUUGCUGCUGCACCAUCAAAAAGGAUUAUUGAUGUUAAUUUGGAUUGCUUGGAGAAGAUAUUUCGGCUUUUGGACUUGAAGGACUUGGUUGAUGUCGCUGAAUCCAAUAAGUAUCUUAAAAUAGCAGCUGAUAUGGUUUUCAACAGGAAAUACAGAACAAAAGUAGUGCUAAAUAACUUUAACAAGACAGUGGCUGAACCAAUACGCAGUCCAAUCGAUCAUCUAGAUUAUAUACAUGUACAGACGUUAAAAUGUUGUUUUAAAAUCCUACGUCUUUUCGGGAACUACAUUACGAUAGUCGAAAUAAGGGCAAAUCCAUUUGGAAUUCACUCACCAUCAUUUAACGUCAAUUGCGAACGACUCGUGCAUUACGUUAACAAAUAUUGUUUGAAUUCGCUUAUUUUGUUUGAAGUUAAUAGACCUUCUGAUAACUUUCUAAGUGCCGUGAAAAAUGCAUUUAAAAAUGUUGAACAUGUGGAAAUUCGAGCUGGAAAUGUAACUUCUGAAUUACCAUUGCAAAUUAAACGGGUUUUUCCAAAAAUGCGACAGCUAGUGCUUUUUCCAUAUCAAUUUUUGAAUUCCAAAUUCAUAAAGUAUCCAUAUUUGGAGAACCUACACAUGAAUGUUUUCGAAAAAGACGAUUUAUAUGAAACAAGUGUGAGAACAGCAAUAAUUUCAAAUCCACAGCUACGAUGCUUCCGUCUAACUGAAUGCUGUUGCGAACCCAGAAUAUUGAAGCUCAUUAGCAUAAAGUUGAAAAAUCUUGAAACUCUUGAUAUUCGUUACUUCCUUGGGCAUUUUAAUGAUUUCAAUUUAUUUUAUGAUGUGCCCAUUCAAUUCAACAAAGUCGAAGAACUUUCCGUUUCAUAUCAUAAUGAACAUGUGAUAGUAUCUGAACACGAAAUAUCGGCCCAUCUGGACACCAAAUAUCUAUCAUUAGGUCGUCUGAAGAUAUUCAACGUUACAUGUUUCACUGAGAAUUUGACACCUUUACUUAAUUUUGCAUUUGCACAUUCAACAAUUGAAAAGCUGACAAUCGAAACAUACAUUUUCCCAAAAGAUUUGAGUCCAGUAGGGCUUUUAUUGGCAAAACAUGUAAAACUUAAGUUCAUAGAGAUUGAAUUAUCCAUGACCAACGAAAUCCGCGAUGCUGA
Sitodiplosis mosellana (orange wheat blossom midge) is the source of this 1420-nucleotide messenger RNA. RefSeq lists its product as uncharacterized. The record is from RefSeq and is a predicted model, not a curated record. NCBI's taxonomy places the organism in Eukaryota, Metazoa, Arthropoda, Insecta, Diptera, Cecidomyiidae.